Molecule: messenger RNA, 1064 nt
Organism: Penaeus chinensis
Lineage: Eukaryota; Metazoa; Arthropoda; Malacostraca; Decapoda; Penaeidae
Exons: 6
Coding region: 236-718 (160 amino acids)
Source: RefSeq, a predicted model, not a curated record
UGUUCUCUUCCCGUAACAACUGUCAGCGCUUUAAAACUCAGACUGGUGGAACUGUGGAAUACCUACUACGAAAGGGAACGUCACGCUUUUAAAUUUCUGAAGAAAAUCAAUCUAGUGAGGACUACGUGUCGGUUUGGGUUAGGCCGUUUCCUCUUUGCCGUCCGUGACUCGUCCGUAGCAGUGGACAUUGACCGGCAACUUAUCGAGGAUUUUGGUCUUCUACCUCGACGCCAGCAUGUUCUGUACCAACAUAAAUGGUGGGCCGAGAUUUCUGCUCAACCGGUUUUGCUGUUGCUGUUCCCUUCGGACAGGAACCCUAGUCAUCGCCUCCCUUGAGUUUGUGAUUAUUGCUGCUGUACUGGUGCUCCAGAUGUGCUACCAAAAAAUGACAAGUGGGGCUGCGGCGGGUAUGGUUUUGGAAAUCUUCGUGCAUCUCCUCGUGGCUUGUCUCCUGAUCCAUGGCGUUAGAAAGCAUCAGCCCUUCCUGGUGUGGGGUUGGGUGUGGAUGAGGUGCGUCCUUGUGGUCACCGACUUGGCUAACUAUGUUGUCAAGGUAGCUUAUAGUCAGAUCUUGGGCGCAGUUGUACUUGCUGUUCUUUUCACUGCAGCCUUAACCUACAAUAUCUUGGUUGUUCGUUCGUACGCAUAUACCAUGUCAACGGCCGACACCACCGAGAGGUUGGACAGCAUCAGUGAGGCGUCCGAUAUUCGGGCCUGAGACAAGAAGGACCGGAAACGUGGCCAACUAACGCUUUGUUUUUCACAUGCAAGAAAUCUUUCUGCUGCUGUGCUAUUAACACGAUUUGUUAUUUUAGCUUUUAACUGUCGACGUUUUAUGAGGACCUAUAACGAGUGCAGUUAGUCAGGUGUUCAUGAACGUACCAAAGGAAUUAAAUUAUCUUUAAGGUUUGAUCCAGAACCACGUCCAAUACUACCAUGUUAUAUGCGGCGAUAUGAUAAAUUUGUGCGCAACACACACACGUCUGUUUGUGUGUGUGUGUGUGUGUGUGUGUGUGUGUGUGUGUGUGUGUGUUUCUAUUUCUAUUUCUGUUUUUGUGUGUGUA